Messenger RNA from Solanum dulcamara, 1444 nucleotides. RefSeq names its product probable transcription factor At1g61730. The record is from RefSeq and is a predicted model, not a curated record. Gene Ontology annotation, biological process: regulation of DNA-templated transcription. The transcript has a single exon. NCBI's taxonomy places the organism in Eukaryota, Viridiplantae, Streptophyta, Magnoliopsida, Solanales, Solanaceae. Gene Ontology annotation, cellular component: nucleus. Bases 90 to 1268 code for a protein of 392 amino acids.
AGUUGGAGCUUGAUUUAAAACAAAUUAGAGAGAGGGAGGCAGCUACGUACGCUCUUUUGCCCUAAUAGCUAAACCCUUUGUACUCUCAAAUGGCUAAGAAUCGUCCCGAGAAAGAAGAAGAAGAAGAGUCCGGCGAGGAGAUGGAAGUUUCUUCGCCGGGAAACGCCGAUACGGAAUCGGAAUCGGAAUCAGAAUCAGAACCUGAACAAGAACAACACCCGAAAAAGCCACCAGUUGCAUCUCCAAAGAAGCCACAACCUCAAGAUGAUUCUUCUUCUACAGAGGAGGAGUCCGACUCCGACUCCGAGUCUGAACCGGAUCCGGAAACACAGAAACCAAACCCGGUUGUGAAACCCAUAGCGUCCAAAACCAUGGAUGAGCCAAAAAAAGCUGCGCCUACCAUUGAGAAGAAACCUCGAUCCAAAGCAGAUGCUACUUCCAAACUCACUUCUCCGAAGAAGUCCACUGCUGUUGUGGGAGCUAAACGGCCGGUGGAUGAUGGUGAAGCAAAGGAAUCGAAGAGGUCUAAGAAGAAACCAGAGAAAGAGAUUGAAACUCCAGUGAAGAAAACACCCACUGAUGACGUGAAAAGGCAGCUGUUUCAGAGAUUGUGGAGUGAAGAUGAUGAAAUUGCUAUCCUGAAGGGCAUGACUGAUUACAGGUCGAAGAAAAAAGCCGACCCAGUUGCGCAUUUGAGUGCAUUUCAUGAAUUCAUCAAAAAAUCUUUGCACGUAGAUGUGUCUAAGGCCCAGUUGCAAGACAAGAUAAGGAGAUUGAAGAAGAAGUAUGAAAACAAUGCUGGGAAAGAGAAGAAGGGAAAGGAGAGGACUUUCUCCAAGCCCCACGAGCAAAAAGCCUACGAAUUGUCCCAAAAGAUUUGGGGUAACGAGAAAAGUGACAAAGUUCCAGUUGAAGUUGCUAAAGAGGAGAAUGUAACUGCAAGUAAGGGGCAAAACAACAGUGGAGGUAAAGAUAAUAGGGUUUUGGUUGUAGUGAAGGAAGAGAAACUGAGCGCGGAGGUGGAGAAGACAGUGGAGGUUACACCUAAUUUGAAUUUGAUUUCUUGUGGUGGAAGUGUUGCUGCUCUGGAGAAGUGGCUUGAAGAGUAUUCUGGAUUGCUUAGCACGGAGAAGAGGAAUGAGAUUAAGGAAAACUCGACAUUCUUGAAGGUAGCUGAGGCUGAUUUGUGCUUGAGGAGGGUGAAUCUAAUUGCUGAGCAAGGGGAGGUGCUGCGCGAAGCUAUGAAAGCUUCUGGGAUUGAGAUCUAGAAAGAGUAAACUAAUUUAUGGCAAACUUCCUUUUUGGGUUUGUUUCUGCCUGUAGUUCUGUUAAUUGCUCAUUUUCUGUAGUAUUAGCUCAUUGUCUUUACAAGUAGCAUAUUUAUCUAAAUUGGAGCUUGUUAUGUGUGAUUUGCUAUUUGGAUAUAAACCAUAUUUGUCUCGCA